AUGUAUGUAGAUAAUGCAUUGGUGCUAUGGAAAGGGAAAGAGAGUGAGUACAAAAAUAUUUUGGCACGAAUAGGAGACAUUGAUCUUUCUGGCAAUAGAUUAGUUGGAAAAAUUCCAGAAGAAAUCUCGAGUCUUGCAGAAUUGAAUUAUUUGAACUUUUCGAGAAAUGAAUUGAAUGGACUUGUCAUUCAAAAGAUUGGUGAGAUGAAAAUGCUAGAAUCUCUCGACUUGUCUAGAGAUCAGCUAUCUGGUGAGAUUCCUACAAGCAUUACUCGUUUGUAUUUUCUUGCUGUCUUGAAUUUGUCAAAUAACAACUUGUCCGGGAAAACUCCAUCAAGCACUCAAUUGCAGAGCUUUGAUGCCUCUGCAUAUUCUAGAAAUGAUGAACUUUGCGGGCUUCCACUUCCCAAUAAGUGCCCAGGAGAUGAAACAACUCUGGAAUCUUCUGUCGGUAAAGAUGAUAUCAUUCAAGGAAAUGAGGAUGGGUUCAUAAACUGA
Molecule: messenger RNA, 498 nt
Organism: Cornus florida
Lineage: Eukaryota; Viridiplantae; Streptophyta; Magnoliopsida; Cornales; Cornaceae
Product: receptor-like protein EIX2
Exons: 1
Coding region: 1-498 (165 amino acids)
Molecular function (GO): protein binding
Source: RefSeq, a predicted model, not a curated record